CACAUAACAGCUUAUCAACAACUUAUCAACAUGCCUAACUGGACCUCCAUCACUAUUCCCGAGACUCCUUCUCCCAACUACGUCAUUGUCAAGAAUGUUUCGCUUAAAUCAAACGAAAAUACAGUCAAGGAGUUCUUUUUGUUCUGUGGCAAAAUCAAGGAAUUUGAAUUGACCAAGGAUGACGAUGGUGCUCAUCAAGUUGCUCUCAUCAACUUUGAGCGCGAGUCUGCAGCAAAGACUGCCACCUUGUUGAGCAAUGCUUUGAUCGAUGACUGCAACAUUACCGCCGCACCUUACUUUUCAUCCGCAAUCCCAGUCGCCGAGGACGAGGGCGAGAGUGCUACCAGCGAAAAGGAAGCCGAGGAAACCUCCCAGGAAGGCAAGCCAAAGUCUCGCAUUGCUGCUGAGAUCCUUGCCAACGGAUACUUGCUCCAGGAUCAGAUUGUCGCCAAGGGCUUGGAUUAUGACUCCAAGUACGGCUUGUCGAACCGCAUCACUGGCUACUUGGGCAUGCUGCAAACGAAUGUACGCUCCAUCGAUAACAAGUACCGCAUCUGGGAUAAGGCCGUUGAGCUUGAACAAAAGUACAAGAUCCAGGAAAAGGUGCAGACUGCCGCUCAAUCGGCUCUCCAGUCGCAGCCUGGCCAAAGAGCCCGUGGUAUUGCCGAGCAAACUUUUGCCCAGAUUGCUGCUGUCCAUAUGGAAGCUACCAAGAUCAAGACCGAGCGAAGCGUCAAGACUGAUGCUUGAAUGUCAUAUCUACCCAAUUAACACUCAUACAAGCACUCAUCCCUUCCACUCACUCACUCACACUCAAACCCAAACAUGAUACCAUGACAUCCCAGACUUUCUUUCUGUAACAAUAAAAACUGUCACUUUACAUUCACAAUUACACCGACUGCAAGGAUUGCAUCAGACUUGUUUCCUUGUUGGCAAAUAUGAUAUGUUGCUGAGAAGGAGGAUCCUUCUGGUGGCGUAGCGUAAUCCUUGUUGCCCUGGAGUAACGAAGAAACAAAUGACGCGAGCUUUGGCUUAUGGUUUUAAUGAUGCGAUCAUGGCCGACCUUAUCC
Zychaea mexicana is the source of this 1070-nucleotide messenger RNA. RefSeq lists its product as uncharacterized. The transcript has 6 exons. Bases 31 to 750 code for a protein of 239 amino acids. NCBI's taxonomy places the organism in Eukaryota, Fungi, Mucoromycota, Mucoromycetes, Mucorales, Lichtheimiaceae. Gene Ontology annotation, molecular function: RNA binding. The record is from RefSeq and is a predicted model, not a curated record.